AAGUGUUUUCCAGCGUUGAAGUUUUCGUUUACUUUCGGUGUGCAUUUCUAACCAUUCUGUGAAAAAUGCGCAAUUUUUUUUCCAUUUGGAUAAAUACGUUUCCAUUGCUCCUGAUGUGCAUCGGUUGUGUUGUUGGUCUCUACGAAACGGCACCGCACAUUAUUGUGUUUAUGGCUGAUGAUUUGGGAUGGAACGACAUUGGUUUUCAUGGAUCGAAUCAAAUAUUGACCCCCAACAUCGACGCUCUGGGAUAUAAUGGAAUUAUAUUGAACAGACAUUACGUGUUGCCGUCCAGCACACCUUCUAGGACUGCCUUUUUUACUGGACAGUACCCGAUACGUAUUGGGAUGCAAGGAGAUGGAAUACAUGGUGGUGAACCACGUGGUUUGCCGUUGAAUAUAAAAAUUUUACCGGAAUAUUUACGAGGAUUGGGAUACACCACGAAAUUAAUCGGAAAAUGGCACAUGGGAUAUCAUACACCUCAGUAUACACCAUUACAUAGGGGUUUCGAUACUUUCCUUGGUUUUUACAACAGCCAUAUUACCUAUUACGAUUAUAGAUACUCAAAUCAGAACAUGAGCGGGUACGAUAUGCAUCGAGGAGACGAUCCUGCUUACGGGAUUAACCGUGAAUACGCAACGGACUUAUUCACUGAAGAGGCGAUCAGGAUUAUCGAGAAUCAUGAACACCAUAGGCCCCUAUAUCUUCAUAUAUCGCAUCUGGCGGUACACGCUCCUUUGGAACAGCCCGUGGACCAAUACAAUGAUAGGGAAUUUCUUCAAAUACGUGAACCAAAUCGACGUAAAUACGCCAAAAUGGUAUCACGAUUGGACGACUCGGUUGGACGAAUCUUUCACGCGUUGGGUGAAAAGGGAAUGCUCAGGGACUCUAUGAUCCUGUUUCUCACAGACAACGGGGCUGCGUCCAUUGGCAGAUACAGAAACUGGGGCUCAAACUACCCUUUGAGAGGGACAAAAUACACUUUGUACGAAGGGGGUGUGAGAGGUGCAGCAGCAUUUUGGUCACCAAGGAUACAGAAAGGAGCUCGCGUAUCGAACCAAUUGGUGCAUAUAACAGAUUGGUUACCGACUCUUUAUUCGGCAGCUGGCGGAGACUUGAAUGACCUAGGUGAGAUCGAUGGUAUCGACCAAUGGCGAGUUCUCAGCGAAGGCGUCGGACGUGGAAGAGAGAAGCUUUUAUUAAACAUCGACGAAAUGUAUAAAACCGAAGGAGCAAUAUAUAGUCGGUUUAAAUUAUUACGAGGUUCCAUCGAUAACGGUUACUACGAUGGAUACUAUGGCGAUUCUGGCAGAACGAUAGAAGUUCCACCAUAUUCGGAUCUCGUACUGAAAAGUUCUGUGUCUCAAGGUAUCACCUACCAUUUAGGAGGCCCAGUGACGCAACCAAGUACAAUGUUGCAAUUACGACGGGAAGCGACAGUCCAGUGUCGUCCAAACACGACAUAUUUUAAUAGACAUGUGUUUACCACGUGUAAUGUUACAGAAUGUUUAUUCGAUAUAGUGAACGAUCCAUGCGAAACGAAAAACAUUGCCGAGUCAUAUCGCAGAAUUGCUCGGGACUUAGACCUGUACCUAGAAAGAUACGGCCACAUAUUAGUUAGACAGAUCAAGGUACCAGUCGAUUGGUUGGCUGAUCCUAGGAGAAGAAACAACACCUGGGAACCAUGGAUGAACUCGGGAGCUACGAUAUAUGUUCCUAACACUGCGGCAGUGCUUGGGAAUUUAGUCUUCUGUCUUCACCUUUUAUUCGUUUUUCUUUCAAUGCUGUUGAACACUUUCCUUUGAGUAUAUGGUUUGUUCAAAUGACAAAUGCAUUGUAAAAAGCAUCGAAACGACAUUUGAAAUUAGCUCAUUUUACGAUAGAUUGUAUAAAGCAGGGUAAUACAUAAAACCAAUUUUCUAUCAGCAUUAUGAUUGCAUA
Molecule: messenger RNA, 1941 nt
Organism: Dufourea novaeangliae
Lineage: Eukaryota; Metazoa; Arthropoda; Insecta; Hymenoptera; Halictidae
Product: arylsulfatase B-like
Exons: 8
Coding region: 66-1805 (579 amino acids)
Source: RefSeq, a predicted model, not a curated record